Plasmopara halstedii is the source of this 1023-nucleotide messenger RNA. RefSeq lists its product as uncharacterized. Bases 1 to 1023 code for a protein of 340 amino acids. The transcript is spliced from 3 exons. The record is from RefSeq and is a predicted model, not a curated record. Lineage: Eukaryota; Oomycota; Peronosporomycetes; Peronosporales; Peronosporaceae.
AUGGCACGCGUAUUCAAGGCGCAUGUAUACGAUUCCGUUUCGACGCUGAGUCGUCGGCGACGGCGUAUCAAGUACACCUUUUUUCGACUGUGGGUUCUCCAGGCUUUGUUUGGAAAUAUUGAACACAUGCAUUCGAAUGCUUGUCUACUACGCAGCCUUGAGGACCAGAAGCGCAUGUGUAUCGAAUUACAAACUAAUGCUGCCCUUUAUCAAAGUAAUAUUGCAGAACUCCAAGCAUCAAUUGUGCAGCUGAAGGGCAAACUGAUGGAAAAGCAGGAUGAGCUCAUUCAGUUACAUGAUAGUACUCAGACUACGCGAUUUAGCAUCCACCAAGCUGCACAGAAUUUAGAACGUGUGCAGGGUAUGUUAGACGCAGUGAAAACAAUUCAUCCAGGCACAAUCGAACGCAUCGAGACAAUGUAUAAGGACAACUCACCCCUCGUUCAAGACAUUCAUGAUCUCAUUAUCCUUCACGCAGCAAAAAGACGCGAGCUUUUGUUUGAAAUUGAAUUAGAUCAAACAGAGUCGGAGUUGCGGAUUGCUUCGAAAAAAAAUGACAGCCAAGAUGACCAGAUGUUAUUGUAUCGGGUAAAAUGGGUGCUUUCUCGCCUAGAUCUUGGAAUGCAUAAGCAAAAUAAAUGCGACUACAAUACAGGGAUGAACGGUCAUUGUGUAGAUACUUUCAACAUGAUGUGCGCACUUUUUGAGUUUAUUCGGAAUGGGGACACUGCGUCACUAGAACCAGAAAGCAAUCCAAAGCAUUACGGAAAGGUGCAAAGUAAUAGAGGUGUCGGCUACACUUUGCAGCGAAAUGACUUCAAUUGUCAUGUCGUUUGCCGUUCCGAUGUUGUGGACGGCUCGGACACAUGGGAUUCGUUCUUACAAUUGCUGAUUAACAAGUUCGUACCAAACAAUAUGCUUGCUGUCAGAGAGCGUCUCGCGCGUCGUACAGCCAAAUUGGAUGCUGAAGCCAAUGAGGCUAAAGCGGGUUUGCAUCUUCACCAUCUAUACAGGAAACGGUAG